This is a messenger RNA of Hemibagrus wyckioides, 3713 nucleotides long. RefSeq lists its product as uncharacterized. NCBI's taxonomy places the organism in Eukaryota, Metazoa, Chordata, Actinopteri, Siluriformes, Bagridae. Gene Ontology annotation, molecular function: G protein-coupled receptor activity. Gene Ontology annotation, biological process: cell surface receptor signaling pathway; adenylate cyclase-activating G protein-coupled receptor signaling pathway. Gene Ontology annotation, cellular component: membrane. The coding region runs from base 84 to 3098 and encodes 1004 amino acids. The record is from RefSeq and is a predicted model, not a curated record. The transcript has 23 exons.
GUUUAAUUUCCGAAUUCACGCUCUCAUACAGUCAAGAAGCGCAACUACAGGGAAUACCAAGGACAUUUCAGCUAAAUCAAAAUAUGAUUCUCUUAAUGAAAAACGUCACUGUGCUGUUCCUGACCUUAAUUACUGUUCUUCCUAAUUCAUGUUACAGUGUCACUUUGACAUUGGCUGAACAAUGUCAGCUAAAUGUAACAGAUUUAAGGGAAAAUCUGCUUUACAACAGGUUUAACACAUUAUAUCAGAAGGAUGUAGAAGACAAGUUAAACGAAAUCAUGAAUCUAACGGCUUGUGUAAAAGAGGCUCCUGAUCAAGUUGGUCUAACGAUGUUUGGAAUGGAAGUAUUGGACACAGUCAGGGAAGUGGUGUCUAUGCUGAUAAAUUCCAUCAGAACCAUCAGAAAUAUAGCUGUCCAAAAUUUAGAGGUUCAAGUACUCAUACUCAAAAAUAAUGUGAUGCAACUCAACACAAGCAAUGAGUCUAUGCGUAUUGAUCUCACAACGAUUAAAGAUGCUUCAACAUCCACUGCAGUGGCCUUCAUGAGCUUCACCGACAUGGCAGACAUCUUUAAACCCAGCUUUUUUGACACAGUUGUCAGAAAAACUGAAACCAUAGUGAUAUCCAAUGUGGUGUCAGGAAUACCUUUCAAAACCAACUCAUACCCCUCCACUCCAGUCAACUUCACCUUCAAACACAUCAUGCCAUUAAAACCCCAGGCCAUCCUUUCUUGUAUGGACUUGGAGGCAAACAGAUGGGGUACAUGUUCCCUUAUACAGACCAACAACACUCACACCGUGUGCUCAUGUGACAGCUUGACAACUUUAGUGGUCAUCAGUCAGACUGACCCAUGCAUGCUGAAUUUGACAGAACAGUGUGUAAUGGACUUCCUGGAGCAAAUUCAGUAUAACAUACCUGCAGUCUUACCACAGGAGACUGUACAAAAUUAUUUGACCACAAUAAUGAAUCUUGAUUCUUAUGUGAUGGAUAAAUAUUUCGAGUCCUAUGGAAAUAUUUUAAUGGAUGUCAUCGAGACUCUGGUGUCAGCCCUGGUGCAGAAAAGCCAUAUCAUCAACAUUUCUCUCCAAACUUUAGAGCUUCAGGUUAUCACAGUUGGAUCUCAAGAUUUCUGGAAAAACCUCAGUCUCAUCACAAGUCAUGCCUCUAUGGAUAUCAGUCUAACUGCAAUUGCCAAUAAUAACAUAGAACAAGCUACUGUGGCCUUCUUGAGCUACACCAACAUGGCAGCCAUAUUAGAACCAACCUUCUUCAACACAUUUAGAGACACAGAGAAAUCCAUUGUGUCCAUGGUGGUUACAGCAACACUUCCCAAAGCCACCGACUCCAGCCUAACUAAACCUGUCAGCUUCACCCUGAAGCACAUCAAAGGGAUAGCCCCUGACAGCAUUCUCUCCUGUAUGUACUGGAGGGAAAACAGAUGGGUUGGAAAAGAAUGUAAUAUCACAAAGACCAACAGCAGUCACUCAGUGUGCUCAUGUAAUCGUGUGGGAACCUUCGCCCUCGUCAUGCAGGCUGAUCCAUGCAAGGGUGUUUUGACAGGACAAUGCAUAUUGGACUUCCUGAGUAUAAUUCCUUCUGAAAUUCAUCAAGAAUUACCACAAGAGAUGGUGAAAAAAUAUUUGACCAUCAUAAUAAAUUUUACAACUCUUGUGACAAACGAUGUUUCUGACCGAAAGUAUCUUGCGUCCUAUGGAAAUGCUGUAUUGAAUGUAACUGAGCAACUGCUGUCUACACUGGUGAGAAAAAGAGAUGCUUCCAUCAACAUCAUCUGGUCUCUCAAGGAUUUAGAAGUUACCAUUGUGGCUGCACCUAAUACUUCCUCAAGUAAUAUUCUUCAACUGAGUACACAAUAUGUUUCUAUGGAUAUCAGUCUUACUGAAAGUUCAAUAAACAACAAUGAGGCUGUGGCCAUCAUGAGUUACAACAAUUUGGCAAAAAUUCUGAAGCCUACCUUCUAUAAGACAAUUACAAGCAGAAAUAAGACCAUGAUGUCCCCUGUGGUGUCUGCUAUUCUUCCCAAAACUACCAACACAACCCUCACCACACCGGUCAAAAUCACCUUCAAGCAUAUUUAUGAUUUAGAACCUAAAGGCGUUCUCUCCUGUGUGCACUGGAUGACAAACAAAUGGGUUGAAAAAGGUUGUAGCAUCAUAUGGUUUAACAGAACUCACACAGAAUGCUCUUGUGAUCACAUGUCUAUGUUCACUCUCAUCAUGCAGACUGACCCAUGCAUGAGUGAUCGUCUCAUGAACAUUCUGAUUGCAGUGGCUAUAAUAGUGGGACUCGUAUUCCUAUGCUUGUCUAUAGUGACAUUUGCCAUUUAUUCCCGGAACCCAGUGACCAACACAACUCUGAUAAACCUAUGCAUAAACCUCCUGCUGUUUCACUUACUCAGCCUGAUCAGAACUCUUUUCCUGACCAACAUUCGCCCCCUGCAAUUGAGUGAAGUGCUGGCUGGAUUCCAGUGGUUUUUUUUAAUGUCUGUUUUCGUGUGGAUGUUCAUUGAAGCUGUGCUGCUCUACAUCUUCAUGAAGAAUCUUUCUGAAAUCAGAUCAAACCAGGAGGAAGUGUUUAGCUGGAAAUGGUUAAUUGUGAUUGGAUAUUUUAUUCCACUUGGAGUACUGGCCACUUCUGGUGUAGGCUUUCCUAAGGCUUCCAUCAAUGAAGAAUGCUGGUUUAUGGAGGAUGAAAGUUCGAGCUUUAUUUUUGCAGGUCCUGUUCUUUUCACUAUUACAUUAAACCUGGUCCCCUUACUUGUUACUGUUAUCAUCAUGAUCUUCAUACUUAAGAAGCUUAAGAAUGAACUCCUUCAAAUGAGCUCCUCUGCAAAUAAGAACCUGAUCAUAUGCCUGAUGAUCAGGAGCCUGACUCAGUUCAUUAUUCUCAUUUGCUACUGGAUACUCCUGUACAUUCCCAGCAAGAACGGAGUUUUAUAUCAUGCCUUCCAGUUCCUCAACUCCCAGCAGGGCACCUUCAUCUUCCUCAUCCACUGUGUCCUUAACAAAGAGGUCAGACAGAUGUACAGAAACUAUCUGCAUUCCUUCUGCCACUCCAACAAUCCAGAAACAGCUUCAUGAGUGUCAUUGGGCAACCUGAAGAGUCACAGGAUAACUAAUCUCAAGCUUAUACUGAUAUUCCUUAUAACUGUUAAAGAAUGAAAUUAAAUGUCGAAGAGCUGCUGUUCUAGAAAAUUCAUGAAUAAUUUUACAGCACUGUGGUUCACUUUAAAUAAAGAGGGCUAGCAUGUGCUGAUUAUGAGAAGCUCUUCUAUUCACACUAUGAACAGUUUUAAGGUUUCAGUAACUAAUUCAAUUUUCAGAAUUCAAAUUCAGAACUGAUUAGGCUAAUUAUAAAGGGAAAAAACACUUAGCGGUGAGAUUUCUGACAUCUUUAGGGAGACUAACUGUUUUUAUUAACAGACUACAGUCAAGGUGAAGUUCAAAUAUUUCCAGAAUCUUUGGUAAAUAUUGUAUAAUAUCAGUGUGUUGAAAUAGACAAUUGUGGUCAGAAUUAGAUGCAGAAAAAAACCCCAUUUAAAACCCAGCAAUAAAUUGUACAGUAUAUAGACUCAGCAAUAUACAUUUUAAUUCUAAUUUAGUUUAGGUAACUGUUUUAUUUAUUAGUUUGACUUUUCAAAAUAUUUUAUUUUUUCUUUCAAUGGUAAAAGGUCUAUUGUCCAAAAAGUCUACCAA